GCACCAUCAUUGUGAUGCAUACAAGAAAAAUAAAGCAAUUCAGUUUCCAAUCCAUCAAAUGGCCAAGCAAGCAAUGCUACUACCUACACUUUCCUCGUGAAGAAUCAAAUGCUUCACUUCCACUUCUAGCCCAUUCAAGACGUGCAACGGCUGCUUUCAUUGUAGCUGUGCAAAUACAGCUUGUAAGCAUGAGUGGAACUAGAAAGGACCAUGGACACAGCUCAGUAACCGGGAAAGACAGUCAUGGCGAAAUUUUUACCAUGGAAGCACUCAAGCCUCCUUUAUUUUGACCGCUGUGGGGGGUAUCCCUUUGUCAGAAGGGCACACACUACCCUUUUGUCCCAACACCCUUAAUUUGCUUGCGUGCCCCUAACUCUUCCCUCCGACUCCAAACCAAAAGCAAAAAAAUUCUCCAGGGAAAUAAGAAUAGGAAUUCAGUUCCCAAGAAGCCACCACUGUCGCCCCCUAUUGCCAAAAACGCCCCAGCUGAAAUCCUAAAAUUCUUUGCCGUCCUUGUUUGCUGACGAUGUCUUGCUUCAUGAAGUGAGCUUGCCCAACUGAGGCAACAAGGACAAUUUGGUCAUUCCAUCAUACCAGUUACCCGUCACCUUCCGGGGCAGGAUGACCGUUGGGAUGUUGUCCUCAGACAUCUGUCAAGUCCAUCUCCCGCCCAUUUUUCCACAGCCCGUUGCUUCAAGAUAUGGUAAGCUGAGCAGAAAUGAGAGAGAGAGAGAGAGAGUAUUAAUAUGUAAUAUUAUGAAGAUGUAACAACCAGUUGGUAAGGCGUCCCUUGACGCUGGAGAAGUCUUCUGCAUAGUCUCUUAAAUAGAUACAAACCAGUGGUUCUUUCAUGGUUGCCGUCACAGUUUGGUUCCUGAACAACUUGUUAUGCCUGGCAAAAUCUCUGACCCGAAAAUUGAACAUCUGUGCAAGCCCAUUUCACGAAAAUUGCAGGAGACUGAAAUCAGACCGUUCACAACAACAGCGUUGCAGAAUUGCAGAGAUGAGACUUGUUACUUUGGUUUCUGUCCUUUUUGUGGUCUUCUCGUGUGCAGCUGCAUAUGAUCCCCUGGAUCCAACUGGAAACAUAACCAUCAAAUGGGAUGUGAUGUCUUGGACCCCAGAUGGCUAUGUGGCAACAGUGACAAUGUCCAACUUCCAAAUGUAUCGGCACAUCAUAAACCCCGGUUGGACCUUGGGAUGGGCCUGGGCUAAGAAAGAGGUGAUUUGGUCCAUGGUAGGGGCUCAGACCACAGAGCAAGGAGACUGCUCCAAGUUCAAAGGGAACGUACCACAUUGCUGCAAGAGGAACCCCACUGUUGUGGACUUGCUCCCUGGGGUACCCUACAACCAACAAUAUUCAAAUUGCUGCAAAGGGGGAGUGGUAGCAUCAUGGGGCCAAGAUCCUUCUGCUGCUGUCUCAGCCUUCCAGGUGAGCGUCGGCCUUGCAGGUACUUCAAACAAGACCGUAAAACUUCCCAAGAACUUCACUCUUCUUGGUCCGGGACCUGGUUACACCUGUGGCCCUGCAAAGGUUGUGCCUUCAACCGUCUUUUUAACACCUGAUCACCGACGCAAGACUCAGGCUCUAAUGACAUGGAAUGUGACAUGUACUUACUCCCAGUUUCUAGCACGGAAAAACCCAAGUUGCUGCGUCUCUUUCUCCUCUUUCUACAAUGAGACGAUCACUCCUUGUCCUUCCUGUGCUUGUGGUUGCCAAAACAAAAACAACUGCGUCAAGAGCGAUUCCAAACGGCUUAAAAUGGCAGGAAUAAACACUCCAAGAAAGGAUAAUGCACCACUGUUACAAUGCACAAGGCACAUGUGCCCUAUCCGCGUUCACUGGCAUGUGAAGGUCAACUACAAGGACUAUUGGCGAGCAAAGAUUGCAGUAACAAACUUCAACUACCGGAUGAACUACACCCUAUGGAGUCUCGUAGUUCAGCACCCAAAUCUCAACAAUGUAACUCAAGUUUUUAGCUUCGAUUACAAGCCUUUGGUUCCCUAUGAAUCUAUAAAUGAUACAGGGAUGUUCUAUGGCAUGAAGUUCUAUAAUGAUUUAUUGAUGGAGGCUGGACCAUCUGGGAAUGUUCAGUCAGAAGUGCUGCUUCAGAAGGACAAGAACACUUUCACCUUUAAGCAGGGAUGGGCAUUUCCUCGGAAAGUCUACUUCAAUGGUGACGAGUGCAUGCUACCCCCACCUGAUACAUACCCAUUUCUGCCAAAUUCUGCUCAUGAGAACCUACUCUCCUUGACUUUAAUAUUUUCCAUGCUUUUCCUAUUGAUUGUUGUUUGGUGAUUUGUUCCCCACGAGUAUGCAAUGGGGAAAACUGGUAUUGAAAAGUUUUGAAGCCAAAGGUUACAUCUGGUUACAUCCAGAGACAAUUAAGAGCACCACAGGUACUGAACUUGAAAAUUUUUUGAUAGGAUCUAAAGGGGGCUUGAUUUAUUAAAGCUUCACAUAAAUCAUUAUAAAGCCUUAUUAAUAGAAACAGAUUGUGAAACUCUGAUGAAUUCUCCUUGAGCUUUCACAGUUAACCAUAUUUUAAUAUAUGAUUCCAGACCAUUUUUU
Messenger RNA from Malania oleifera, 2572 nucleotides. RefSeq names its product COBRA-like protein 4. Lineage: Eukaryota; Viridiplantae; Streptophyta; Magnoliopsida; Santalales; Ximeniaceae. Gene Ontology annotation, biological process: plant-type cell wall cellulose biosynthetic process; cellulose microfibril organization. Gene Ontology annotation, cellular component: plasma membrane. The transcript is spliced from 6 exons. The record is from RefSeq and is a predicted model, not a curated record. The coding region runs from base 851 to 2299 and encodes 482 amino acids.